GGGAGGACCACCAUCGUGUGGUUCCAUCAAGGGAACCCAACGUGGAGGGCCGCAGCCUAAACAUUCUCAAAAAGCACAGACCAUGUCGACCAACGCGUGGACGUCGCCGACAUCCGUGGGCUUGAUGGCCGUGACAGGGGCUACGUUUGGCUUCGCCAUGAACAAGGGCCAAGUCCACCUGCCGUUUGUCAUCCAAGACCAAAUGUCGUUCUCCCAGUUCACCAUGAUGAAGAUGUUCCUCGCUGCGCUCGGCACGUCCAUCGUGUCGAAAGCGGUCUUCCGCGCCGUGUGGCCCAAGGAAUUCGACGCGAUUCAAAAGAAACGAGCGGCGGAUCCGAGCCACGCCGCCGUGCUCGCCACGGGAGGGCUCAUCAUGGGCAGCGGCAUGGCUGUGUGCGGAUCUUGCCCCGGCUCGGUGUACGUGCAAUUGGGGGCCAAGAUCCCUACCGCCCUGCCCGUGUUUGGCGGUGUCUUGAUCGGUACCCUGGUCGCCACCGCCGUGGCAAAACCGUUGAUUGCCCAGUGGCAAGACAAACGGCCCCGCGUCAACACCACCCUUCAACUGUCGUGGCCCGCGCAUGCCUUGCUCGGCAUGGCAGUCCUUGGGUCGUCGGUCGCAGUUGAGGUCCUGUUCCCAGAGCAUGGACUACACAAAUCAGCGUGGCUGCCAACUUUGGCCGGUAUGGUCGUCGGGGGCCUCCAGUUGCCCCUGGUCUUCAUCCUGAAGCGAUCGCUGGGGGCGACCUUGUCGUACAAGAUUUUCCUGGACAAGGCAUUCUCUCCAAUCCAAGAAGCCAAGCGGUGGCUCAGCCUUCCAACGAUAUCGGACCUCUCGACACUCAUCUUUGUCGCGGCCAUCGUGGCUGGGUCGGCUGUCGCCACGGCAACGUCCGGGUCGCGUACGUCGACAGGUCCACUGCCGUCGAAUGCCGCGUCGGUCGUGGGCGGUGUGCUCAUUGGUGUCGGGUCCACGGUUGCAUGCGGCUGCACAUCUGGCCAUGGACUGUCUGGAGUUGCUCUGCUCAUGAAGUCGUCGCUGAUCGUGCUGCCGUUCAUUUUCGUGGGCGGCAUGACCACGGCGUUUGCAAGUCGAUUCUUCUGACCCGUCUUGGAUCAGCACAAACCCACGACGUCUAACUUACACUUGGCAUUGGAUGGAAUGACUCUGGCCGUCACGAGCUGACAGAGCGCAUGGCCACUUUCGUCGAUGAGAUCGACGCACCACACACGAAUGAAAGAGUUUCAAAU
Molecule: messenger RNA, 1248 nt
Organism: Aphanomyces invadans
Lineage: Eukaryota; Oomycota; Saprolegniomycetes; Saprolegniales; Verrucalvaceae
Exons: 3
Coding region: 83-1102 (339 amino acids)
Cellular component (GO): plasma membrane
Source: RefSeq, a predicted model, not a curated record